AUGGUGAUAGCAACCAAGACGGACGUUUCAGCUGGUUCUCGACACGACAGCCAGCAGACCUUGUUGACUCCUUCUGUUUGCUUCACCCCCCCAGACAAACGUGUUGAUGAUUGGCCCUUGAUGCAGUCUCCAUUUCCAACCCUGACUAUAAGCACUAUUUAUCUCCUCACUGUCUGGCUGGGCCCCAAAUGGAUGAAGACAAGAGAGCCCUUCCAGUUACGUUUCCUGUUGGUUGUUUACAACUUUGGAAUGGUUUUGCUCAACUUCUUCAUUUUCAAAGAGCUGUUUUUGUCAUCAAGAGCUCGAGGGUACAGCUAUGUCUGCCAGACUGUGGAUUAUUCAGAUAAUGUAUAUGAAGUUAGGAUAGCUGCUGCUUUAUGGUGGUAUUAUGUCUCUAAAGGAAUAGAAUAUUUGGAUACAGUAUUCUUCAUCCUGAGGAAGAAAUUUAACCAAAUUAGUUUCCUUCAUGUCUAUCACCAUUUCACCAUGUUCACCUUGUGGUGGAUUGGUAUUAAGUGGGUUGCAGGCGGACAAGCUUUUUUUGGAGCUCAGAUGAAUGCAUUUAUUCAUGUCAUUAUGUACAUGUAUUACGGAUUAGCUGCCUGUGGCCCUAAAUUUCAGAAAUACCUGUGGUGGAAACGAUACUUAACCAUAUUGCAACUGGUGCAGUUCCAUGUGACUAUUGGCCACACAGCCUUGUCUAUUUAUAUUGAUUGUCCUUUCCCUAAAUGGAUGCACUGGGGUGUGAUUUUCUAUGCUGUCACCUUCAUUCUCCUGUUUGGUAACUUCUACUAUCGGACAUAUAAGCUGCCCAAGGAACCUGUAAAGAAUGGCAAAAUAGCAAAUGGUGCUGUUGCAAAUGGAGUAAGCAAACCAGAAGAUAAUGCAGUAGUGGAAAAUGGAAAAAAGCAGAAAAAGGGAAAAGCAAAAGGAGAGUAACUUGAUCCAGGCCUUAACCGUUGUUGGCAGUGAGGAACCUCCAGUUUGGUUUAUAAAAGGAAGAAAAAAACACUAUCUGUACCAAUUAACCUUAGGUUACUGAAGAGCUAGAACACAGAUAUUUUCAUUAUUUAUGAAGAUUGUUUUAAGAACAACACUAAAGUUGAAUUUCUAUUGUAAUUAUGUAAUUAUCAUGCAUAUGACCUCUGUGUAAACUUGUAGACUGCUGGUGUUGGUGAAUAUAAGGAAGAAUUGCAGUUGAUUCCAUGUUUAGCAGUCCAAAAGUUAAUACUACCAUUGAUACAGGCAGUUUUGUUGGCACCCACAUUUCUUUGGGGGAGGGAGGGGAAGGAAGUAGCGUUUGGAUACUUGUGUUUUCUUUCCAGAGAAUUAUUAAAUUUCAAAUU
This is a messenger RNA of Aptenodytes forsteri (emperor penguin), 1346 nucleotides long. It is a transcript of the gene ELOVL4, whose product is annotated as ELOVL fatty acid elongase 4. Gene Ontology annotation, molecular function: fatty acid elongase activity. The transcript is spliced from 6 exons. NCBI's taxonomy places the organism in Eukaryota, Metazoa, Chordata, Aves, Sphenisciformes, Spheniscidae. Gene Ontology annotation, biological process: fatty acid elongation, polyunsaturated fatty acid; fatty acid elongation, monounsaturated fatty acid; fatty acid elongation, saturated fatty acid. The coding region runs from base 1 to 939 and encodes 312 amino acids. Gene Ontology annotation, cellular component: endoplasmic reticulum membrane. The record is from RefSeq and is a predicted model, not a curated record.